GAUCCUUUGGAAAACCAGCCCAGCUCUUUCCAAGCGCAGGAGCCGUCAUUGGCGUCCAGAAGCCCACCGGUGAAGCAGCCGGGGGCAAAGGCCCCGCCACCGCACCUGGUGGAUGAGAGUCCGCCGACGGCAGAAUCCUCAGCACAGCGUUCAGCACCGAAGGUUACCUUUUCAGACGAGCCAGACGUGAAGGAGGGCCUGCUGCCGGCAAAGCCGGCCAGCCCGCCGGCAAAGCAGCCGGCCACGAAGGAGGACUCCUCAGCCAAGCAGCCGCCAGCGAAGGCACACAGUUCUGUGGAGGAGGAGAGGCCACCGGCAAGGCCGGCCAGCCCGCCGGUAAAGCAGCCGGCGACAAAGGCACCGCCGCCGUUCCUUGUUGCACCAGAGGCUGACUCGGAAGCCAAGCAGCCGCCGGCGAAGGAGAAGCAACCGGCGGCGAAGGCACCGCCGCCCUUCCUCGUGGACACUCCAGCAGAGCACACUGCCACGAAGGAGGAGUUUGCGGCAGAGAUGUCGGAGUCCACCGACACACCGGCGGAAGAAAAGAGACCAGAGCCCACCUUGACGACAGAGGACUCAGGCGCCACUGAGCCCUGCCGGACGCUCCAUCCACCGGAGGCGAAGGUCGAUGGGCCACCAGUAAGUGAGCCGGCAGCUCCAUCAGCCACGGCACCGCCGACGUUCAUUGCCGACGAGCACGGCUCUGGGGAUGCGAAAGCGCCUGUCCCGACCGCGCGGCAGCCAGAGGCCAACGGCGCGGAGGAGGUAGGUCUUGAGACCUUGAGGCCUCAGUUUCCUCACCGUGUUUUGCCCAUGGCGGUCCUCAGCUCGAAAGUCGUGGGAUGGCUGCGAGACUGGCGACUGCAAGCAUUGAUGCUGCUUGCUCUCUCUUUCCUACUGGCCCUUCUACAAUACAGCAUCUCGUGGGGACUGCUCUGCCUCUGUGAGCUGUUGCUUUUCCACUUUGUGCCGAAACGACGCGCCUACGUGGACAUGGUGCUUCUAAUGCUGCCCUGCCUGGUGUUCAUAACAUACCUUGUUUAUGCUAUCGCAUUGUCCGCCACAGAUGGUGACAUAUUCUCGGACAUGUUCUUCAUGGUCGUUGCUGUUGCUUUGUGGGCCUGCCAGUUCUUCUCGUUCUCAACUGGACGCAUCGACUCUGCUAGCUCUGCGGCUCGCCCAGAGGACGCACAAGGAAGUUCAGAGCGGAACCGAUGUUGCUGCAUAUGUUGCGGCUGUUGCGGAGUUGUCCUGGGCAUCUCGCUAGUUGGGCAGGUAGUCGGCUUGCUUAUGUACCUUGCAACCGUCCCCAAGCCAGAAUACACAGAGACUGGCAUCGCGUACUGGUGCUUGGGCGAGCCAAACAAGUCCCUCGUUGUCUUGGAGCCGGGCUACCUGGCCUCCCCGGGAACGCUCUACUUCGUCCAGCAUGAAUUGGCAAAGGCCACACGUGCUUGCAUCUACGACCCAGUGGGAACCGGCUUCAGCGCAGGCCAUGCUCCCAGCUUCCGAAGUGAUGCAGCAGCCAUGAAGGACGUGGUCAAUGCAGAACUGGCCACGCAUGCUGACAGCGACUCCUGGCAGAUCGUUGUUGGCGGCCACUCUCGAGGACACCUCACUGCGUGCCGCUUCUGGCUGGAUUAUUCCAACUUGUACGACAGGCUCGCGGUGCUGGGGUUUGAUGGCAGCCACUGCGGGCAGACAGCCUGUAAUUACUGCGAAGAUUUUGGAGGCGUCUUCGCGGCGUUGCGACUUCUCGCAACUCCAUUCUGGACUCUGUUUUCCGGAUUGCUUCGCCUGACGAUGGCCCUUUUUCAGGAACCCUUGAUGCAGGCAAUGGCCAGCAGGCCUGUUGAUUUUCCGGACUAUCCACCGGCAGCCGUGAUCCAGCUGUCUGAGCCCUACUUCUGGCCUAAGCUCUGGCGGAGCCAAAGCUUGCGGGGGGACGCGUGGCUUAACUCCUAUGAUGGUCCAACGUGGUCCCAGUGCUGGGAGCAGCAGUUGACCGCCUCUUCAGUUUCAUCCAGCAGCCACCACCAUUUGUAUAUAGAUGCUCGGGGUGUUUGCACCGAACCCUGGUCAUGUGCAGAGCACAUGUCCAUCAUCUCGAGCAGCUGGUUCGCCAACAUUGCGAGUGCCAAGGCCGUAAGUUUUGUUGCUCGAUGA
This is a messenger RNA of Symbiodinium necroappetens, 2166 nucleotides long. The record is from the annotation of a GenBank genome assembly. NCBI's taxonomy places the organism in Eukaryota, Dinophyceae, Suessiales, Symbiodiniaceae.